Molecule: messenger RNA, 1723 nt
Organism: Cryptotermes secundus
Lineage: Eukaryota; Metazoa; Arthropoda; Insecta; Blattodea; Kalotermitidae
Product: dnaJ homolog subfamily C member 17
Exons: 7
Coding region: 397-1434 (345 amino acids)
Biological process (GO): spliceosomal complex disassembly
Cellular component (GO): spliceosomal complex
Molecular function (GO): RNA binding
Source: RefSeq, a predicted model, not a curated record
GAUCUAUAUGUACGCUAUGUACAUUGAUUUUGCUGCGAGUGUUCCUGGCGGGGGCAGGUGGGCGGCAUCAUUAUGUUGGAACUUGAGCUUUGUGUAACGUACGGUUUAUCCCUGACCUAUACGAGUCAAAAUUAAAUUCUUUCGAUAAGUUUUAGCACAGUCCCCUCCCCACUGUGCAGUCACUUUUUACUGUGAAAACAGGGCAUACAAAUAACAGCUGUGUAACCGAAUAUUCGUUCAAACAAGGCUAAUGGUACUGAAUCCUGGUGGCGCCAUCAUGCUGGAAAGGGAUUUUUUUUUUUCCCAACGGGUCAUUAAAAUAGAGAAAUUUGUAAUCAGCAUGAUGGUUUGAUUGUAUGUGGUGUAUUCGAGUUAUGGUUGUGAGUAAGAGUAAUAAUGAGUAAUAUUAAUUUAAAGGACGUAGAUUUAUAUGAAUUGCUUGGAAUACUUUCAACAGCUGCUACACAGGAGGUGAAGAAAGCAUACCGCAAAAAAGCACUGUCAUGCCAUCCAGACAAGAACCCAGAUAAUCCAAAAGCAGCAGAACUUUUUCAUCAGCUCUCCAAAGCAUUAGAGAUCCUGACAGAUGAGUCAGCUCGUGCUGCAUAUGACCGGGUUUUAAAUGCAAAGAAAGCAGCUAAGUUGCGACAUCGUGAACUUGAUUCUAAGCGGAGAAAGCUGAAGGAAGAAUUAGAAGCAAGGGAGCAGCAAGCAGAGAAAUUUGCAAAACAGUACCAUGGCUAUAUCAGCAAAACAGAUGAACAAAAGCUUCAGGAUGAGAUUGAGAGGUUAAGAAAGGAAGGUUCAAAGCAAGUUGAACAAGAGCAGGAGUAUGUUCGACAGCAAAUCAUACAAGAAAAGUUAAACAAGGAAACACUGAAGGAAGACUGUAGUCAACACAGGUUGAGAGUGAGAUGGACUGUAGCAAAGGAUGACCCAGACAAUGGAGGAUACACCAGUGAAUUGUUGUACACAAUACUUUCCAAGUAUGGUGAAAUUGUUGCCUUAAUUAUGUCUUCAAAAAGGAAAGGAAGUGCACUUGUAGAGUUUAAAACAAAAGAAGCAGCUGGGAUGGCACUGGAACUGGAACGAGGAUUAACUGAAACCCCUUUGAAACUGGAAUGCCUUGAAAUUGAAGGACAGAAUAAACCAACUGGAACCAAGAGAGGACCAAAGUUGGCAGAUCUGAGGAGUGAAGCAGCUGGAACUAAAACACAAAAUGACAGCAGUACCUUCCCAUCCAUGGCUGAUGGAACAAAGAAUAAAUCACCUAAUUUUCGAAGCUUUUCAUUCUCCCCUAACAUUUCAAGUGAACCUGUGCACGCCACAGAUUCAGAUUUUGAGAGUUUGGUCCUGAGAAGACUGAGACAAGCUCAAGAAAGAAAGGAGUUGAUUGAUAAAAUUAAGGAAGAGGAUGGCAGUGAUAUACGUUAGCAUAUUUUAAAUUGUGGGCUACCUGUACAGUUUAAAAAGAAAUUAAUUAUUUGUAACAUUAGAUUUAAAAUUAUUCAGUCCAGGCAUAUGAGCUAUGUGGUUAUGUAAUACAGGCAACCUGCAAGCUUACACUGUAUUUUAAAACAUGCAAAAUAUAAAUUGUGUUGCAUGUUUUAUGAUUUUGUAUCUUUCAGAAAGUCAAUUUGUUCCUAAAAAUAUGUCAUUUAAGUGUUAAUAUUGCUGUAACUAUUUGUAAUGUAACUAAUAUACAAGGAAAGAUACAGUGGAA